UAUGAUGUGUGGUGUGCGAGGUGUAGGUAGCUUUAUUAGUUGUAGUACGUAAUGCUGCCCCGGUCAAGUGCGGUUAGUGUUCCCCUCUCAGUGCUGGUGGAAGUGUUAGAUUCUAGUGUUUUAUUAUUGCUACGACAGUUCAAAUCGAUUGCAUCGACUGCUUCCGAAUUUACCUUGGGAUCGCCUACCUCCGUUGGGAACCUCAUAAUUAAGUUUCAGAAUGAUCGGUGGGGUGGCAGGUCGGCACAUGAGCACUCGGCGUCGGGGCUCGUCGCCCCUGGUACGUCUGGGUGUACCAGGGGAACAACUGGAGCCCUGGUCGGCGAUGCCGCCCUUCCAGCCCCCAUUAAGUCCUCGAUAUCGCCGCCGCCGUGCCGUCACCACCUCCGACUUCAAGUCAUGUGCCCUUGUGCAGACCCGCGUCAAGCUGGGAGACAUUAUGUUGGCAGCAGCGCAGGAGGCGGCAGCACAGCAGCGGUCUGGUCGUGACUGCUCGCCCGCCCCCGGCCACAGCAUGGCCCCACACCCCCAACAGCCCCCCGCCGGCGCCAAGGGGCCCACCUCACUGUUCUUUCUCAGUGAGGAUAACGCCAUCCGGCGUUACACUCGCUUCAUCAUAGAGUGGCCUCCGUUUGAAUACGCAGUGCUCCUUACCAUCAUUGCCAACUGCGUGGUGUUGGCGCUGGAAGAGCAUCUACCGUGCAAAGACAAGACCAUUCUGGCUCAGAAACUGGAAACAACAGAGGUCUAUUUCCUCGGUAUUUUCUGUGUAGAAGCGUCCCUAAAGAUCUUAGCACUAGGUUUUGUACUUCAUCCUAGAUCGUAUCUACGCAACAUUUGGAAUAUGAUGGAUUUUGUUGUAGUUGUCACAGGGUUCAUUACACAGUUCCCUUAUAAUGAAGAUAUGGACAUGGACCUCCGUACUCUCAGAGCCAUUCGGGUACUCAGACCCCUCAAACUGGUGUCAGGAAUACCCAGCCUGCAGGUGGUGCUCAAGUCCAUCAUCAAGGCAAUGGCACCGCUGCUUCAAAUUGGGCUGCUGGUGCUGUUUGCAAUUGUCAUAUUUGCUAUUAUUGGACUCGAGUUCUACUCAGGUGCUCUGCACAAAACAUGCUAUAGUGUCGAGAAUCUGGAUGAGAUUGUAAAAGAAGGUGAAAUGGCAACACCAUGUAAUACACAUGACAAAGAUGAUGACGCCCCUGCUGGCAGCUAUGUAUGUGAUGCCAAUAUUUCCAUCUGCCACGAGGGUUGGGAGGGGCCUAACUAUGGAAUCACCUCAUUUGAUAAUAUUGGUUUUGCCAUGCUCACCGUAUUCCAGUGCAUCACUAUGGAAGGCUGGACCGCCAUCUUGUACUGGACAAACGAUGCACUGGGCAGCGGUUUCAAUUGGAUCUAUUUUGUGCCCCUCAUUGUUCUGGGUUCUUUCUUCAUGCUCAACUUAGUUCUUGGUGUUCUUAGUGGAGAAUUUGCCAAGGAGAGAGAAAAGGUGGAGAAUAGACAGACGUUCCUCAAGCUGCGACGGCAGCAGCAGUUGGAACGCGAGCUCAAUGGCUAUGUGGAAUGGAUCUGUAAGGCAGAGGAAGUGAUCCUUGCUGAGGAAAGGACCACAGAAGAGGAGAAGAUGCACAUAAUUGAAGCAAGGAGAAGAGCAGCAGCAAAAAGAAAAAAACUAAAAAAUUUAGGAAAGAGUAAAAGUACUGAUACAGAAGAAGAGGAGGGAGAGGAGGAGGAUGAAGAUGUGCCUAAGAAAAAACUCAAAGGGCUUUCUCGAGCUUCCUAUUUGAAAUCGAAAGUAAGAAGUAAAGGAGCAUGUCUCCAAUUUUGGAGAGCAGAGAAACGCUUAAGGUUUUGGAUCCGUCACACAGUAAAAACACAGGGCUUCUACUGGUUUGUCAUUGUGCUUGUUUUCUUCAACACAAUGUGCACUGCAGUGGAACAUUAUGGCCAGCCAGACUGGCUCACUGAAUUCUUAUAUAUAGCAGAAUUUGUGUUCCUUGGCCUUUUCAUGUUGGAAAUGUUCAUCAAGAUGUAUGCUCUGGGGCCACGUAUUUAUUUUGAGUCAUCGUUCAACCGUUUUGACUGUGUUGUGAUCUGUGGCUCCAUCUUUGAAGUGAUUUGGACCGAAGUGAAACAGGCCUCGUUCGGCCUGUCAGUGCUCCGUGCUUUACGCUUGCUCAGGAUAUUCAAAGUCACAAAGUACUGGGCAUCACUGCGCAAUCUGGUGAUAUCAUUGCUGAAUUCAAUGCGUUCCAUCAUCUCCCUCCUGUUCCUGCUCUUCCUGUUUAUUCUUAUCUUUGCCCUGCUCGGUAUGCAGCUGUUUGGUGGUCAGUUCAAUUUUGAGGAAGGGACACCGCCUACCAACUUCAAUACGUUUCCCAUCGCACUCCUCACAGUCUUCCAAAUUUUGACUGGGGAGGACUGGAAUGAAGUCAUGUACUUCGGGAUUCGGUCACAAGGUGGUGGAGGCAUGAUUUAUUCUCUCUACUUUAUCAUCCUGGUGCUCUUUGGUAACUAUACACUGCUUAAUGUGUUCUUGGCCAUUGCUGUUGAUAACUUGGCCAAUGCACAGGAGCUGACAGCUGCUGAAGAGGAACAAGAAGAAGAAGAUAAAGAGAAACAACAGCAAGAAUUAGUGAAGGAAAUGGAGGCAUUACAGCUAAUGGGUGGAGGUGAUGGCUCACCACCAAAAGUGGAAAUUUGUCCCCCUUCCCCUACCAACAAUUUCAAGGGGAAGAACAGUAAAAAAGAGGAAGAGAAAAAGACUGACGAUGAUGAUGACAUGACUGGGCCCAAACCUAUGCUGCCAUACUCAUCCAUGUUCAUUUUUUCACCCACUAAUCCGGUUCGUCGUGGUGCUCAUUAUGUAGUUAACAUGAAGUACUUUGACUUCUUCAUUAUGAUCGUGAUCAGUCUAAGUAGUAUCGCAUUAGCUGCUGAGGAUCCCGUGGAUGAAGAGUCAACCCGCAACACCAUCCUUGAGUACUUUGAUUAUGCCUUCACUUGUGUCUUCACUAUUGAGAUGAUCCUCAAGAUUCUUGACUUGGGCAUCAUUUUACAUCCGGGCUCAUAUUUGCGUGAGUUUUGGAACAUCAUGGAUGCUGUAGUUGUAAUAUGUGCUGCUGUCUCGUUUGGCUUCAAUUUAAGUGGAAGCAAAGCAGGACAGAACCUGUCAACUAUUAAAUCCCUCCGAGUUUUGAGAGUUCUGCGUCCACUCAAAACUAUCAAACGUGUGCCCAAGCUCAAGGCAGUAUUUGAUUGUGUGGUCAACUCAUUGAAGAACGUCAUCAAUAUCCUCAUUGUGUACAUCCUGUUCCAAUUUAUCUUUGCUGUCAUUGCUGUUCAAUUGUUUAAUGGGAAGUUCUUCUACUGUUCUGAUGAAAGCAAGUUUACAGAAGACGAAUGCCAGGGCUGGUAUUUUGUUUAUGAAGGUGAUGAACCUAAAGUACAAAAAAGAGAGUGGAAAACACAGGAUUUCCAUUAUGACAAUGUGAUUGCAGCCAUGUUGACUCUGUUUGCUGUGCAAACAGGAGAAGGUUGGCCACAGGUGCUGUACAACUCAAUGGCUGCCACACAAGAUGACCAUGGUCCCGUCCAGAACUACCGCAUUGAGAUGUCCAUCUUUUACAUUGUUUACUUCGUAGUGUUUCCAUUCUUCUUUGUUAACAUCUUUGUGGCUUUGAUUAUCAUUACUUUUCAAGAGCAAGGUGAAGCUGAGCUACAAGAUGGAGAGAUUGAUAAGAACCAGAAAUCUUGUAUUGACUUCACAAUUGGGGCCAGGCCACUCGAACGGUACAUGCCCAGCAAAAGAAACAGCUUCAAGUACAAGGUUUGGCGAAUUGUUGUGUCAACUCCAUUUGAAUAUUUCAUCAUGAUACUCAUUGUGUUAAACACGCUGCUUCUUAUGAUGAAGUAUGACAAGCAAAGCACUGUGUACAAGGAAACUCUUGGCUACAUGAACAUCGGCUUCACCAGCAUGUUUACCAUUGAGUGUAUUCUCAAGAUUGUGGCGUUCGGAGUGCGGUACCACGAUGCCCCACCACUGCUAGCCGAUAUCCUCCAUAUCAUGAACUCGCUCUUCACCCUGUUCUUCUUCAUAGAAUGCGUGUUGAAACUGAUCGCAUAUGGAUGCAAGAAUUUCUUCAAGGACCCUUGGAAUACAUUUGACUUCAUCACAGUUAUUGGCAGCAUUAUAGAUGCCCUAGUUAUAGAACUGGGGAAAUUACUGAAUAAUGCACAGGAGAAUUUCAUCAACGUGGGGUUCUUGCGGCUCUUCCGCGCUGCCCGACUCAUAAAGCUGUUAAGACAGGGCUACACCAUCAGGAUAUUGCUAUGGACUUUUGUGCAGUCCUUCAAGGCGCUGCCAUACGUCUGUUUGCUGAUCGCCAUGCUGUUUUUCAUCUAUGCCAUCAUUGGCAUGCAGGUGUUUGGUAACAUUGCGCUGGAUCCUGAAAGUGCCAUCACACGACAUAACAACUUCCGCAGCUUUGUUCAGGGUCUGAUGCUGCUCUUCAGAUGUGCAACAGGAGAGGCCUGGCCAUCAAUAAUGUUAUCUUGCAUCAAAGGGCGGCCAUGUGAUCCUCUUGCCAAGAAACCUGAACUUGACUGUGGCUCAAACCUUGCCUAUGCUUACUUUGUCUCAUUCAUAUUUUUCUGCUCAUUUCUGAUGUUGAACCUUUUUGUGGCUGUUAUUAUGGACAACUUUGACUACUUGACAAGAGAUUCAUCGAUAUUGGGCGCUCACCACUUGGACGAAUUUGUUCGAAUAUGGGCUGAGUAUGACCCAAAUGCUACGGGUAAAAUUCACUACUCCGAAAUGUACGACAUGUUAAAAAAUAUGGACCCACCUUUGGGGUUUGGUAACAAAUGUCCCAAUAGGCUGGCAUAUAAGAAGUUGAUCCGCAUGAAUAUGCCAGUUGAUGAUGAUGGAAAAGUCAACUUCACAACAACACUAUUUGCACUUAUCAGGGAGAACCUAAGCAUAAAAGUCAGAAGCGCCGAUGAAAUGGACCAAGCAGAUGAUGAACUCCGGGACACUAUAAGAAAUAUCUGGCCACUGCAAGCAAAGAAGAUGUUGGAUCUUCUCAUACCUAGAAAUGAAGAGUUAAGCAAAGGAAAGCUGACAGUUGGUAAGAUCUAUGCUGCUCUUCUAAUAUUAGAAAGCUGGAGAUCAACAAAAUUUGGCCGGAUUGAACCUGCAGUCCUUCCGGACUGUGGUGGUCUUAGUCCCUCCAAAAUUGAGGCGCGGUCAUCAUUUUUUAACUGCCUCCUGGACAUGGCGGCUGGCCAAUGGACUGGCAACUCCAAAACAGGCAAUCUGGAACCUGAGUCAACUGAAGAAGCCAAUCUUCUGUCCCAUAGAAACACACAACGCAAGAGUUUCAGGACUAAAAAGGUGAAGGGUGUUGUGGUGGCAGUUGGUGAUGUACCUGCUGGGGUGAUGGAGGAUGUAAUCAUUAGUUCGCGCCACCCAUCCCCUGAUUCUCUGACAGACCAACGCCUACAUCCACCAGGCCACUCAGUUCACAUGACACGAUCUGGGUCAAGAUCACCCAGUCCAAGCAGACGAGGGCGUUCACCAACACCAAUAAGGAGAAGCCCAGGUGGCCUACACCAUGAUAUGCGAUUAAUUGACACAGUGUCCAAUGUUGUGGAAAUUGUAAAGCAUGAACAUGGCCAUGGUCAUGAUCAUGGCCACAACAGAAGGCGAAUCAUAGAAUAUCCCGAAGAAGAUGGAUCGUGGUCAGCUUCGACGAGCCCAGCGAGGUCACCGAGCCCCAACCAGCCCUAUUACCACACAUCCAGAACCAGAAAGUAUGGCACGACAAGUUUGGAACAGCGGUCGCGCUCACCAUCGCCUCUGAGAACUGGGCCUGGACAAGGAGGUCAGCCUCGGCACCAACCUCACCCCUAUCAUCAUCGCCGUCAGCAACAGCUGAUGUCACAUCCAAUACAGCAACAGAGCUAUCCAGUGCUAGUUUCUCGAAGAGGUCAAGGUCGGCGACUUCCAGACACUCCCAGCAAGCCCUCAACGCUUCAGUUGCGGCCUGCAUCCAUCAACUUCCCCAAGCUGAAUGCAUCACCCACCCACUGUCCCACAGGUUCCAUAGGCCCCAUGCCUCUCGGACUUUCAUCUCAACAACAGUGCCCUAUGAGCUUUGAACAAGCAGUAGCAAUUGGUCGUGGUGGACGCAUGCUACCUUCUCCUGUUCCAAAUGGUUACAAGCCUGGCCAGCAGCGGAGGAAUCGACAUAGUGACUCUGAUGAUGAUGACUGGUGCUAGCCUAACCUACAUUAACCUUGCAGCAGAAAUGGCAGCAAUUCAUUGUUUAGUUCUGUUGACUGCUUCAGUCAAAACCAACCUAAUCCUCCUUCUUAGUGAUAUCACUACUAACCUAACUUAACAAACAGCAUUGUAAUUUCAACAUACAGGGAUUUGUUGCCAUUUGUUGUUGACAUGAACAACAGUGGCUGAUUCUGGAAUGUUGUAGGUUAGGUCAGACUAAUGAGACAGUAUACUGUAGCAUGGUAGUGAAUAAUGUAAAAGACAAAAUAGUAUGAAUUUGGACUUUCUCUUUCAAAAUUGUAGUUACAAAUCUGGCAACUAAAGAUGCUACUAGGUUAUGUUAGGUUAGUGUCCAUAUAUCCCAGAAGAUGUAGCAACAUUAAGUGAUAGUAGCUACCUACUGCAGUCCCUCCAUUAGCCUGAAGAGCAGUGACAGUUGGAAAGCUGCAGAAAACAAGGUUGAGACAAAUACUGUACUGUGGCUCACUGGGGCCAGUCAUCAUGUGGAUUCUUGCAUGCCAGCAAGUUAUUUACUGCCAACUUAAAAAGACACACAGUGCAAAAGAUGACAUUUUUGUCCGAAACUCUUUUCACUAUGAAACAUUUUCAACUAUGCAAUCUCUUCCCCCUCAAGUGCUUUACAAGUGAUUGUGUUUUGUUCAUUAAAAGAGGUUAUGUUUACGUUUUUUCUGUGAUAUAAUAAAACUAGAAGGACACAUGAAAAAUAAUUAUAAGAAGUAAAAUCUUAUUGGUGCUCAGUUCUGCCAACAGAGAAGAAAAUUUACCCAAAAAAUAACAUUGUGUGUAGUUGACUUUCAGCUGUAGGGAUUUGUUACAAAGAUAAACAACGUUCUGGAAUGAAGUUCCACGCCAUGGCAGCUGAAACAAAGUGUGUCAUCUUGCUCUCUUUGUUGACUUGUGGCCAGUGGACUGAGCAUUAGGGCCUAAAAUGUUUUAAGGGUACAUAAGGAACCAAGUCCAUGACUUUGUGGUUGCCGACAUUUCAUCGACAGUUCUAGAGACUGAAGAAGUCUUUAACUUUGGUUCAGUUUUGUAUUAUAAAGAUGGAGCCAAAGAAACUUUAUUCAACUUGUUCUGAUUUUCAAAGGGUACACUUGUUGCUGUUAGCUAAUCUUGGUUCAUAACACUUUCCACUAUAAUUAUGAUUAAAAAAAGCGUGACAAAGUUGCCUUAACAAUAUGAAUUGAUUGAUUGUGUGUUUAUUAAUUUGAAGUUGGUACAGAAUCAAAACAUUUUAUAUAUCGCUAAUUACUAUUAUAAUGUAUGGCAUUGUGCGCAUGUGUGACUGUGUGUGUUUGUGUGUUUGAAAGUAUGCAUGUUUCUGAUAUAUUGUAUCCCUCCCAUUCAUUGCAUGCACAAGAAGAAUUGGUUUAAAAUUUGCUUAAAAUAUUAAAAAUUGAAAUAGUUGUGUAUAUACCUAGUAAAAAGGAAUGCUGUGCCACAAAAUGAAUGAAGCUACUAUUGCUAAAGGAAUUCCAAUACAAAGGCAUCAUCGAAAUUUCAUCCCACUUUCAAACUCCAAAUUAAUUUUAUUCUGUUCUUUGUAAGCUUUGCAAAUACAGAACCAAAUGAUCCUUGGGAGAAACACCACAAAUUUGACAAAGCUGACUUGUGUAUGAACUGGUGGCACACUUUCUGUUAUACUAAUGUCCCUUGUCAUUUUCUUUCUUACAAAACUAAAUUCUAUCAUAUUUGCUGAAUUUUAUCUUUGUAAACAACAACCAGUGUGCAUGCCAAAAUGUUUCCCUUUCUGUUUUGUUCUGUACAUAUAUUCACAUUUUCUAUACAUAAUAAUAAUAAUAUUAAUAAUACCAAUAUUAUUAAUAAUAAUAUUUAUUACAAAGUUUCACUGCAAACUGACUAAAAAUCUGGGUACUGAAACAGUGAUAUACCCAUUUAAUAUUGCAACAAAAAAAAAAAAAGAAACAGAAACAAAAACAACACAUUUAA
This is a messenger RNA of Cryptotermes secundus, 8254 nucleotides long. RefSeq names its product voltage-dependent calcium channel type A subunit alpha-1 (gene cac). Gene Ontology annotation, molecular function: calcium ion binding; high voltage-gated calcium channel activity. Gene Ontology annotation, biological process: calcium ion import across plasma membrane; chemical synaptic transmission. The transcript has 44 exons. Lineage: Eukaryota; Metazoa; Arthropoda; Insecta; Blattodea; Kalotermitidae. The record is from RefSeq and is a predicted model, not a curated record. Gene Ontology annotation, cellular component: voltage-gated calcium channel complex; membrane. The coding region runs from base 221 to 6280 and encodes 2019 amino acids.